Molecule: messenger RNA, 1309 nt
Organism: Oxyura jamaicensis (ruddy duck)
Lineage: Eukaryota; Metazoa; Chordata; Aves; Anseriformes; Anatidae
Gene: SIX2
Product: SIX homeobox 2
Exons: 2
Coding region: 154-405 (83 amino acids)
Source: RefSeq, a predicted model, not a curated record
AAGCGGGAGCUGGCCGAGGCCACCGGCCUCACCACCACCCAGGUCAGCAACUGGUUCAAGAACCGCCGGCAGCGGGACCGAGCGGCAGAGGCCAAGGAAAGGGAAAACAACGAGAAUUCCAACUCCAACAGCCACAACCCGCUCUCGGCAUCAAUGAACGGAAAUAAGACAGUUUUGGGGAGCUCGGAGGACGAGAAGACGCCGUCAGGGACCCCGGAUCACACCUCCUCCAGCCCCGCGCUGCUGCUCAGCUCCAACCCCGGGCUGCAGCCCCUCCACGGCCUGGGCCACCCCCAGGGCCCCAGCGCCAUCCCCGUGCCCAGCACCGACCCCAUGCACCACCACAGCUUGCAGGACUCCAUCCUCAACCCCAUGUCAUCCAACCUGGUCGAUCUGGGCUCUUAAAACCGUGUACACGGCCCCUCCUUCGCGCCUCCUUUACUCUUAUAUAUAUUUUUUUCUCCUUAAUCUUACCAGAGACUUUUUGAAAGCGAUGACAAACUCCUUAGUGGAAGUGUUGUGUGCCUUUUGGCAGCAGGCUGGCUGCAGGUUUGGAAGGCAUUGGACUUGGCUGUGGGCAGUAAUGGUGUAAAAAGCCUGGAGGGUUGCUUAAAGUUGGUCCCAGGCGGGGACGGGCUGUCGGACAGGGCCUGUGGUUUUCAUGUCAGGCCAUAAUGCGGUGCGGUGGGGCAGCUCUUCCCAGCCUUGAUUUCCCAAAUCUCUCGGUGGUGUUGCUCAGUCGGCCCGGUCUGUGGGUGAAGAGGCACAUUGUAAUUUUUUUUUGGGGGGGUGGGGAGGACGGGGGAGCGCAAGGCUGCUGUUUACAUGCCUGUUGGGAAGUUUCGCAUCGCUCCCGCUAUCCUAUUGUAGUUAUGUAUCUGUGGCAGGUGUACGAUGUACAAUUUCAACUAAGAAUACAAAAGUUGUAGUCAAGUUAUAGCAGCGACACGCUCUAGGCAGACUCUGUAACCUUCUUGUAGCUGAUGCUAUGCAGAGAGGCGGCUUCUUCAGCCUUGUCCAUGUGGUGCUUUCGCCAUUUGCUGGGUGGGAAAGGAAGCGAUGGCCCGAGCCCGGCCCCAGUAGAAGGCGGGGGGGGGGGGGGGGGGGGGAAGGCAGGUGCUGUCCGCGGCGUGCACCGGGGGCAGGAGCGGGCUUUGAGCGAAGAGGAACUGCUGCUCGAGUUUAGACCUAAACGACAGUAUCAACCGCAAGUCACCCGAUCUUAGUUUUGUUUAUUGUUUAUAUUAUGUGAAUACAUUCUUUGGAAAAUAUUUCUGCUUUUAUUUUAUAAUAAAAUUUAGAAAUCUAA